Molecule: messenger RNA, 3831 nt
Organism: Carcharodon carcharias (great white shark)
Lineage: Eukaryota; Metazoa; Chordata; Chondrichthyes; Lamniformes; Lamnidae
Gene: rab31
Product: RAB31, member RAS oncogene family
Exons: 7
Coding region: 128-712 (194 amino acids)
Molecular function (GO): GTPase activity; GTP binding
Source: RefSeq, a predicted model, not a curated record
GUUCGCUGUGAGGGAACUGGCUGCUUGCAGGCUUAGGGUAGGUUAAGCGCACAAACAACGCACUUUGAUAGAUGAACUGGGUAAACCCAGGCUGGAGAUAGCAUGACACAAGCCUAAGAAAUUGAUUAUGGCUAUCCGAGAAUUAAAAGUCUGCCUCCUUGGGGAUACAGGGGUUGGGAAGUCAAGUAUAGUUUGCCGAUUUGUCCAAGACACCUUCGAUCUCAAUACUCUGCCCACUAUUGGUGCCUCGUUUAUGACUAAGACUGUGAGCUGUGGAAACGAGCUCCAUAAGUUUCUGAUUUGGGAUACAGCUGGCCAAGAGCGGUUCCACUCACUGGCUCCGAUGUAUUACCGUGGGUCUGCUGCAGCCGUUAUAGUUUACGACAUCACGAAUGAGGAGUCCUUCUACACUUUGAAGAAAUGGGUAAAGGAAUUGAAAGAGCAUGGGCCUGAAAAUAUUGUGGUCGCAAUUGCUGGCAAUAAAUGUGACCUUUCUGAUAUGAGAGAGGUUACAGUGAAGGAUGCCCAGGAGUAUGUUAAGUUCAUUAAUGCGAUCUUUGUUGAAACAAGUGCAAAGAAUGCCAUUAACGUUGGAGAGCUCUUUGAGAGAAUCAGUCAACAAAUUCCACCUUUGGAUCCCUCUCAGGUUAAUAGCAAUGGAGCUUUCAAAGUUGGAAGACACCAGGUACAAUCGAGCAAGCGCUGCUGCUGAGCAGCCAGCUGUGUUGGGAGACCAAGCCUGAGCAACGCUGAAUCAACAUCCUCAUACCAAGCAGCCAAACAGGAAAAAAAAGAGAAAAAAAAACAUUUUUUUGUGUUAUUGUUUGAAUUAUUUAGCAGUCUCAAGGUUAUUUGUCAGUGGUUGGGCUGCUGACUCUUUCAUUCUAGCACACUGUUGUCCUGCUUUCAUGAAGUUACUGUAAGAGUUUUCAGAAAGAAUACCUGCACUAUGAAUGAAAAUAUUGAAAUGCCAGCUCUCCGUUUUGUUGUUCUCCUUCCUUCCUUCUGACUUCUUUUCUGCCCUUUCCUGUUCCUUUUCUGAGCAAAGUGACUGAAGUCGGUUCCGCUUUUUGUGGACACUCUAGGUUACAAGCAGUCAGAAGCAAAUUGAACUUCUUUGGUGUAAUCCUAAUUUAUGUGUACAGCCCAUGGGUGAGCAUUUUAACUAAUAAUAGUCCCAGUUACACAUUACUAAAUGGUCUGUUUAUUUAUUCUGAGCUGAUCAAGAACUUACGAGAUGGCUAUGAAACAGUAUAAACUAAACGCCGGUUAAAACUCUUCACUGUUUCUUUCGUGCUCCAUAGUUAAAAGUGUUAAUGCACAUGGUCAUACAAAGGUGAAAAUUACUCCUUUGGUAAUCGUAUGAAAUCGAUGGAAGAAUGAAUUGCCUUAUGUGCCAGUGAACUAUGAAGAGCAAGAAGACUCCCUGAUCGAUCCUUGGCCUGCACUGUUAACUGGUCUCAGCGAUAGGGGGGCAGUUGACAUCAUCAGCUUUGGAAUCAGGAGGAUCAGGCAAGAUUCUUACUCUGCUCACUCACUAGUGACUCCCACUGGAAGGUACAGGAGCAAUACCUUUGCAGGGCAAGUUGCUGCAAGUGGAAGAUUGACACAGUACGGCAUUUUCUGCAGAGAAUCUGGGAGCUGUGUGAACAGGGCAAAUAACUGUGUAUCUCCUUAACCAAUCAUACUGAAGAGUUGUUAAUCUGGGUAGGUAGGAGUAUUUCUUCCAGCCUCUAUUAGAAAGGACUUUUCAUAAUUGGCAUAGACUGAGACCACACCAUCCACUCUCAGCAGCCCAUUCUCUCUGUUGAUAACAGCAAAAUCUUAUAUUUGACUAACUACAGGUUUUCCUUUUCUGGUUGACAGUGUUUGAGAAACUAUCAUGUUAUCAUGAUGAAACAAUGUUCUGAAGGCUUUAUAUUUACAAAGUCAAAUAAAGUCAGCAGUGAUUGGGGUUCUGUAGACGGAUUCUCCCUCGUUUUUUUUCUUUAGUCCAUGGCAUUGAGAAAACUUUCUUCUAGUCCUACCUUUCACUUGCAGCCAUUAUGAAUGGGAAUUUCAUACGGGUUCCAUUUUUCUUUUGUAAAUUCAUUCCACAUUGUUAUGGAGGGAUUGGGUAUUGUAUUAACAUAGCUCUUGGUGUAUUCCCAGUCUUUAAGGUGCAGUCUUCAAUGCCCAAAGCAUCAUUUGGUGCUAGUAUAUAAAUGGUGCCUACCUAUCAUUAUUUCUUUAAAAUAUUUUCAAAUGGAAACAUGUAGAAUAAUUGUAAGUUGACACUUGCAUUUUCCACCUUUUAAGAGUCUGGUUCUAGUGCAUGAGCAGAGAGGCAGUGACAAUCUUGAAAUUCCAGUGCUGUGUCAAGUUACUUGCUUAAUGUUACACAGAUUUAGCUCCAGGAUCUUUGCACAAAAAUCAAUUUAACUGAAUGGUUGGUAACCUGUUUGCAAGGGUAAAACUUUAUGUCACAAUGCAUCACUAAAUUGAUUUUUCUUUUAAUUCAUCCCCUGGAUGUGAGCAUCGCUGGCAAGGCCAGCAUUUAUUACCCAUCCUCAUUUUCCUUGAGAAGGUGAGCUGCCUUCUUGGUGCCACCAUGCAUGGAAUGGCAAAUCGGUUUUAUUCCAGUGCAGUGUUCAAAUGAACGCACAAUACAAAUUGAAGGCUUUAUCAUAUUAUGUAUGAUGUUUAUGUUUUUGGCCCCUGCUCUCAUUUAUUUCAAUCCAAUGUGCAAUGUACCAUCCUGCACAAAAGGCAGGUGAGUGCCAUGCUCCUAGACUUCUGUGAAAGCCUUUUGUUGUCAGCCAUUAGGAAGAAUACAAGGAUAGCACAGAGUGUCUCUACAUUUAUUUUCACUCCUCUCGUCUUUGUGGAGAAUCACCCAGCUUCUGCUCAGUACCUUCCUGUGAAAGCUGGCUCAGGUUGAGAACUGAUCAUGCAGUUCUCACUCCAUGGUGUGGCAAAAUAAUGUUAGCUUCAAUGCCCCUGUAUUCCACAACCUUUAUGAUGUGUAAAUUAGAAAGAUUUACUGAUUUAUGAAAUGCAGAUUACUGAUAUGAACUGACAAUUUACACAAUUAUUGGACUGCUUUGUUUCAUAAUAAUUGAACCUCUGCUGCCAUUGUUAUCUUUAAUUGCUUCAGGUUAAUAGCCCUGUGAUCAUUGAUCAUGCAGAACUUAACCUUGAUUACUGAAUAAUCACACCUUUUGGUUUUUUGGUGUAAUUUGCUAUAUAAAAACAAGUUCUGUCGAAGGGUCAUGAGGACUCGAAACGUCAACUCUUUUCUUCUCUGCCGAUGCUGCCAGACCUGCUGAGUUUUUCCAGGUAAUUCUGUUUUUGUUCUGGAUUUCCAGCAUCCGCAGUUUUUUUGUUUUCAUCCCAAUUAGAUGUUGUUUUUGGUGUAAUCAUAAUAAUGGAAAUGCUGCAAAUUCAUCACAAUUUUUUUUAUAUGACAUUGGCGACCAAAAGGGAAACUUGGCUGCAGUUCUAAAGAAAUCUAUCCAUGUGCCUUAGUGAUCAAGGUAUAAGUUGAGGGAUUCAUAUUUGUAUAAGUCUACUCCAUCAUAAUCACAGGGCUUUUCAUGACCAGACUCUUUGGCACCAAUUUGGGUAUUCUGUCAGUCAAGUGUAACUCAUUUUAAUGCUAAGCGCAUUUUCAAUUAAAAUAUGUGUUAUUUUUUAGAUUGGGCUGGUCCCAUGUAGUACAUGUCAAUUAAAUGGGUACGAUGUAUGUGUUAUUCUCAUUACUAAUACUGUAUAGUAAAUACUAUUAACAUUGCAGUGUUGCUGAACAUAAGCCGUUUCAAUGUACAUUCAAUAAAGAACCUUUCAUAGGAA